AUGGCCGGCGCCGAUGUGAUCGUUCUAUCCUCUCCCCCAAAUUCUCCUCCGCGCUCUCCAAAACAAGCUGCAUACGACCCAGAGCAGCUUUUGGGCAUCUCGCCACGAUGCGCAACGCCACCGCCAAUACCCUCGCCGUCGGAACUCUUCCAACCACCUUCGCGUUCUCGAUUCUUCCCUGCACCAAGCGAUGGGCGUCUCGGUGACGCGACGAAGCCGAAACGCCGCCCUGCCAAGAAAGCAGCUACAUCGAACGACAAGACUGCGCCGAGCAGGUCGCGACCGAAGGCUAACCAGGUCGCAGGCGAGCCGGAAUCCGCGGCCCUAGGGGUCCUACAGCCCGAGUCCCUUGAUUCGAGGGACAACGCCGCGAAGAAGAAGACCACAAACUCCCAAAAGGGUCGCCCACGAGCGAGCAAUAAGAGCAAAGACCAAGGAAAUAUGACACUGGCUGGAAAGGUGACCAAGAAAAGCAGCGACACGCAGGGAAAACAGCAAAGCAAAAACAACCAGAAGGCAACCCAGAAUCUAUCAAAACCAACCGAGGUGUCCGAAAGGCCUGCUGCUGAGGAAUCGAAUGCUUUGGGGAAGCAUGAGGACCUACAUUUGAACGAGGCGAUGAGAAGGAGAAUAGAUUGGACUCCGCCUAGCGAGACUGCUCCCGGGGAUGCCAUUGCAGUCGACGACGAUGACCAAGAGAAAGAAAAAUCCGAUGGCGCAAGUGGGUUUGGCAAGCUGCUUUCGGAUUAUAAUUUUUCUGGAACAGCUCCUCGCGAGCUUCCUCAAAACCCAGAAGGCCCAGGGCCGACCAAACGAAGGCGAUUAGAGCUGGUGAACCCCCAAGUGCAACCAGUGCCUAACAGCAAACCACUUGAUUCGGACAAAACGUCCGAAGAGAGCUCGUCAUCGUCCGGAGCACAAGCCAAAAAGAAAACCAAGGGCAAAACCAAACGGUUUACAACCUUGACAGCUCGGAUGACGGCACAGUAUACCUCGAACGACGUCCGAGAUGAGGAUUCGGUUGACACUUGUGUACCGGAUAUAGGGACGACAAAGCCCAAACGAGGAAAAUCCAAAACCGAGAAAGAACCACAAUUUGUUGUUCUCUCCCCAGAAGCUGCCGUCAAAUCUGUGAAUGAGCAAGAUCUCAUUUUCGGGACCUGCAGCCAGCUAGAAAGAGAAGACUCGCCGGAGACACUUCGAGAGACGCAACAAGCUAUCCGUGCCUCCGAGAGUCUUCUCUUUGAAGAGCGUGGAAACAGCCCCAAUCCUAGCAUCGAAGAAAGUGCAGCCCACAGCCUGUCAUCUACUCGGUCCGUAUCCAGAUUGGUAGGCACAAGGAAUCUAUGGCGUGUUGCCGCCCGGGACACGGAGGGGUCUUUGGUUCAGAAGGAAGCUGUGGAUAUAGUCGAUUCAGCGGGUCGGCCUGGCAUUCCCGCAAAAGAGAACCUUGAUACCAAGCAACAGCCAACCAGACCGAAAGAAGAUAACUGGUUCGAGAUCGACUACGAGGAAGUGGAUUCGCCUGGACAAAAAACUACAACCACCAAGCAGAGCUCCGGCUCUACCACUGGCACCAGCUCCAUCACCGAAUCUCGAGCUUCUAAUACUACCGAACCUGCCAAGACUUUUUAUAGUAACUCGGCGGACAAGGCGAGCGAUCAAAGAGCAGACUCGAUCCGACCUGCCAUGCCACAGUACAGUGGGUUUACCGACGCAGAACUAUCAAAACAGAUCAUCGCGUAUGGAUUCAAGUCUGUGAGAGGCCGCAAGAAGAUGAUUGGCCUUCUUCAAAAGUGCUGGGGAUCCAAACAUGGCAGUAGCGUCACUGAGCAACCGACGAUGCCUCAGACUGAACAUCCCACAGAAGCAGCUCCUGGUCAGCCGCAAAGUGAUAAAACACUCGCACAAUCUUCGGCCCAGGCCCCGCAAGCUAAAUCUAAGGCGAAGGCCAAGGCCAAGUCCACAACGAGCACCUUGCCUUCUACAAUGGACAGGACUUCGGACGUGACUGAAAAACCAAAGUCUAUUCCGAGGACUAGCCCAAAGAAAAGCCCCCAAAAGAGCUGGACCAGCAGAUCAACUAUACAGCCCUCAUCCUUCAUGGACGUGGAAGAGAUUCAAGAUUCCGAGGAGGAACUCAUGCCUUCUCCGAGCCAAAUUCAAAAGCGGUACACAGAAAUGUACUCCAAACCGACGGAUCAAGUCCCUGCGCCGCCCUUGGAUCUGUUCACUAAAACACCACCCCCGAGUCCGACCAAGCGCAAACCUGCUCCUUCCACGUCCUCGUCCACCACAACAGGACCGGCCACUUUGGACUCUAACAAACCCGAGUCAUCUACCAGGCGGAGCAGCCUAUUGGACUUACCAACCCAAAUCACCAAAGCGGUGCGCGCCCAGCCCAAACUCUCGCCGCUCUCGACAUCGUCCAGCUGUCGUAGCCGCCCGACAUGGCACGAGAAAAUUCUUAUGUUUGAUCCCAUCGUUCUGGAGGAUUUCACUGCGUGGCUGAAUGUCGAGGGGCUCAGUCUUGUGGGCGAAGAUCGAGAGAUUAGUGCUGUGUCGGUGAGAGAGUGGUGUGAAAGCAAGGGCAUCUGUUGCUGCUGGAAGAAGAAUGUUAUCUGGUAA
Molecule: messenger RNA, 2628 nt
Organism: Penicillium alfredii
Lineage: Eukaryota; Fungi; Ascomycota; Eurotiomycetes; Eurotiales; Aspergillaceae
Gene: slx4
Product: protein slx4
Exons: 2
Coding region: 1-2628 (875 amino acids)
Biological process (GO): DNA replication; DNA repair
Cellular component (GO): nucleus; Slx1-Slx4 complex
Molecular function (GO): 5'-flap endonuclease activity
Source: RefSeq, a predicted model, not a curated record